CUUACUCUUCGUUGGAAUUCGAUGGCUCGUACACUGCGUCCUAGAAAAUCUCAACCAAGUUACUCCGUGAACCUUGAAUUAGAUGGGGAAGAUGGUGAGGCUGGCCCAUCUAAAUAUGAAGAAGCCGACAGUGGAAGCGAUUUUGCACCUGAAAAGGAUGCCGGAGGCGACGCGAACCCAAAUGAAGUCAACGACGACGACGACGACGACGAGUCAGACGAUCAGGAUAUGGAAGUCGAAGACGAUUUUGACCCAGAAGAUGGUGUCCUUGACGAAGACGGCAAGCGGUCCAGGAAGACCAAGGGGAAAGAGAAAGAAAAGGCGACCGCAAAGUCAACAGUAAAAUCUGUGAGCAUGCCUUCUGUUGGUGGGGCUGCAGGAAUCGCGCGUACUUCCAAGCGGCAAAUUUUCAUUCUCCCAACGCCAAGUGUUCACCAUCGACAUCGAGCUGUUCCUCUUUACUCCCACAAAGGACGCGUCGAACGCCUUGCAAAAGCACCAUCUCUUUUUGGACCCCAGUCUACAAGUCCAACAUAUAAUUUUACUCACUCUCUUGGCAUCACAAACCGCGCCAGCAAGGCAUGGGGCUUCAAUGUCGGUACUGGACCGUUAUGGGAGAUGACUGAAGACCGCGCAUGGUACAAGGAGGCCCUACCGGCAGAAUCGGACUACGAAACCGAAGAGACUCGUCGACCCGUUGUCUAUCGCGACCUUCAAAUGCAGUCGGGAUGGAAAGCUCUUAGUCGCCAAGAAGCUACGCAGUAUCUCCCGACUGACAGCAUUACCACAGAAGAGGGAAAUCUCAAUCCACCUCCCCCUGUGCCUUGUUUCUUUGGACCGUUCGAGAACCAGAAUUUAUUCGAGAUUCAGAUGUUCCAGAGUCUGAAAAAUGACCAGUUCUUUCCUGAAAGCAAGUCCCAUAUCUUCAAUCCUGGUGCACCAGCCUGGGGACUUGAUUGGUGUCCCAUUCAUCCUGAUGAUCGCGAAGGACGCUUUUAUACGCAGUAUCUGGCUGUCGCGCCUCUUCCAACCGCUUCGCACGCCCCUGAAGUUGGAGUGAAGGCAGCCCGCCCUGUCUCAGCAUGCGUACAAAUAUGGACUUUGAGCCCAACAAACCCUGCAGUGCUCAGCGAAGACGACCCAGGGAUCAUGAAAUGCGUCAUGGUUCUUUGCAUUGACAGCGGACCUGCCUUUGAUCUCAAGUGGUGCCCAUUACCUUGUCACGAUCCCAUCGCCAGCAAGCAAGGGCAGCAGCCACGGAAGCUGGGCUUACUUGCUGGGACAUUUGAAGAUGGAUCAUUUUCCGUUUUCGUUGUCCCCGAGCCACUCGAUGUGACCCCGCCCGGACACGAUCCCGCGCUGCCCGUUUACAUUAAGCUGCCUGAACCUUUGAUCCGUAUCGAGCUCGAAGAGACCGCAUGCUUGUCUUUUGACUGGGGCAACAGCGAAAUAGUCGCUAUUGGGACCACACAUGGCAUCAUUGCCGUCUUCGAUUUAGGUCCUGCAAUAAAAGCAUCUUUCCAGCCAACUUCUGAGGAAGCAGACGAACUCCUGCCUUCGCACUACAUCACUGUCCAUCAAUCGGCGAUUCGCGCCCUUUGUUGGGCCCGGUCACCACCGAGCUGGCCGAAUGGAGAACCUCGCACAAAUGCUGACCCCACGAUCAUUUGCAGUGGGGGCUACGAUGGGUUGGAGUGCCUUACAGACAUUCGGGAUGGUCAUGGAUCGAUCAUGAAUCGGACGAGAGAUGUCGUUCACUCGAUGACUUUUUCGCAGUACGGAAGCGGGCCUAUCACGAUUGACCACGAAAAUAUCAUCAAGGUGUUUUCACUGUCCCCAAGUAUGCUGGGACGGGGGCAUAUUCUAAUGGAGCCAGGUGGUCCGAUUUGGAGCCUUAGCGCCUCUGACUACCACCCAUCACUUGCUGUUGGUUCGGCUGAUGGUGUUUGCAGCACGACAAAUACCCUGCGGUCAACCCGUCGCGGCAGUUCCGUUCCAUUCUUCGUGCACAAGAUAUAUCAACUUGACUAUAGCCGCACGACCAAGCAGUUCCGAAUGCUGGAUCAAUUUUUACCACUCGAAGCUUCUGACCGGCCAACACAGACGAAAGCGAUGCGUGCUGAGAAGGCAAAGAAAAAGGAUACGCGGUUUGUUACGCCUGCGGGCAGCGGUUCAUGGCCACGCGAAGUGGGUGUCCAGCGCGUCGUUUGGAAUUCUGGGGGUGGUCUGGGAGGGGCCGGCCUUUUGGCAUCGUCGACUGCAUCAGCUCUCUGUCGUGUCGAUUUUGUGUGGGGGCGUUGGCUCGCGGACCGGAUUCCGUAUAACAGCGUCGAUGAAAUCAGAAUGACUAACGAUGCGGGUGACGACGCGAUGGACGUCGAUUCGGAUGAGUCUGACUGA
Molecule: messenger RNA, 2400 nt
Organism: Mycena indigotica
Lineage: Eukaryota; Fungi; Basidiomycota; Agaricomycetes; Agaricales; Mycenaceae
Product: Pre-mRNA splicing factor
Exons: 11
Coding region: 22-2400 (792 amino acids)
Biological process (GO): transcription by RNA polymerase III
Cellular component (GO): transcription factor TFIIIC complex
Molecular function (GO): protein binding
Source: RefSeq, a predicted model, not a curated record